AUGUUGAGAGUUUUAAAACGCAUCAUUCACUCAUUUGAUACAUAGAGGUUUUACAUAAAUUAAGAAUUCGUUCACUAAAACUACAACAUUAAUUUGAGUUUAAACUAAAACUACGCUGUGAAAGUAUUGUGGCCUGGUAAAAAUAAUAAAAUAAUUGUUUUUUUGUCAAAAAAUAAUUGAUUUUUCUUUUUUACAUUCCAUCUCUUUAGAUUGUGUAAAUCAUUUUUUCUAAUAAUUAAAAAUAUCUUUUGACAUGAUAAAAUCUACAUUUUCUAAUAAAUUCAUAUAAUUGAUACAUCCAGUAAAAAGAUUUAUUUUAACUCUAUAUUUUUUAAACCUCUAAUCUAAUAAACCUAUUUAGAAAUUUCUAGGGAUAAAGUUGCUAGUUUAUCUGAUAAAUCUAAAAAUAAAAGAUAAAAUAAAUUUCUAAAAUCUUCAGAACUUUGGAAAAGGAAAGCCUUUGUUUAGUUGGAUAAAUACCAAUUCCUUAGACCAAAUACAGCAAAACUUAAUUAAACAAUUUACAUGUUCUUAUGUUAUUGUUACUUUUCCUAUAAAUCAUAAAAUAAAAUUUAACUAUCUAUGUCUAUAUAUAUGGAGAAAAUCAAUUAUUAACGUUAGUUAUUUACCUCUUCAACAUCGUUCGGAACAAUACGCAUUCAGAGAAAUCUAGGGUUUAUAGGGCGUUUCCGCCAUGAAAUCACAGCGGCAGAACGACACGGAAGUUUGUCUUACCAUUACCCGACUCACUAAGCUAUCAAAGAACUCGACGAAUGUAAGAGAAGACUUGUUACCUACUGAUCUCCUUAUCGAGAUAUUCUCAAGAUUUCCGACCAAACAUAUAGCGAAAUAUAUAGCGACAUGUCGCUGCGUCUCGAAGCUUUGGUCCUCAAUUUUUUACCGUCCUGAGUUCACUGAUGUGUUGUUCUUGACCAAAUCUUCUGCUAGUCCACAGCUCUUGUUCGCCUGCCAAACACAGAGCGAGUUGCUCUUCCUCUCUUCACCUCAGCCUCAAGAUCCUGUUGAGAACCCGUCUCUUGUAACCGCUAGUUGUCUUACGAAAGUCCCCGUCAACUUUUCCAAUGAAAGUUUUAGUACUAUCAACGGCUUCCUCUGCCUUAGAUACGAUAUCGUAAAGGAAAGGAAAAGCUCAAAGAUGCAGUUCAUAUGUAACCCUAGCACGGGACAACGCUUACCUUUACCGAAGAUGAAGACGGUUGGGCAGAAGAGUUAUUUUGGGUAUGAUCCUAUUGGAAAACAAUACAAGUUAUUUUCCAUGACCUCGUCUAAUGAUAAAUAUAAGGGUAAUUGGAAGGAGUAUCGAAUUCUGACACUAGGAACUCAAAAGCUCUCAUGGAGAAGGAAGGAAUGUUGUGUGCCUCAUUGUCCUGUACAUAAUGAGAUAUGCAUCAAUGGUCUUUUGUAUUAUAGAGCCAACGGAGACGGUUUCACAAAGGCUACUAUGAUAGUUUGCUUUGAUUUUAGGUCUGAGAAGUUCAGUUUUAUGAAAGUCACUGAAAAUUUUAGUAGAGCAGUGGAUCAUAAAGCAACUUUGAUAAACUAUAAUGGUAAAUUAGGUUCACUCAGGUGGGAAGAGCCUUACUCUCUUAGUAGAGGAACCGGAAGUUUUGUCUUGUGGGUUCUACAAGACGCCGAGAAACAUAAAUGGUCCAAGCAUGUUUAUGUGUUGCCUCCUUUGGGGAUUGAGUUAGCUGAGAUGGCCGAGUUGUACUUCGUUGGUGUGAUUGGUACAGAUGAAAUUGUGUUGUCCCUGGACAUUCCAGCUAAACCUUUCUACCUCUUCUACUACAAUAUCAAGAGAAGCAGUAUCGUUAGAGUUGAAAUCCAAGGAAUACAAGCGCUAAAGGGUAGAAGUGUUCGAACGCUUCUAAACCAUGUAGAGAACGUGAAUCUUAUGUAACUGUUCUUAUGACUUUAAGAUCUGUAAGAGAGCUGCUUUGGCUCUUAAUUAAAGCUCUCACAAAAAAAUAAAGAUCAUAGAUUUUCAUAAAGCCACGCCACUGUAUUUCCACUGGUUUGUUUAGUUAUAACCAUAACCCAACAUAUACUCGAAUUCACAAAGAGGGAGAAAGCAAUGGAGUCGCCUAUGUUUUUUAAGGGAGUAUUUUAUGGAUAUGUUUACACUUUGCAGAAUUGGUUCAGUACACACUCAAGAGCAAUGGGUUUUGUUCUUAGCUAACAUUAGCUUUAUACUCUUCUCUAUCUACCAAUGUGUAACUGUGAGAUCCUGUGUGUAGAUUUCUGUAAUUGAUAUUGUAAUUCUCUGUAUAUACACCAAAAAGGUUCAAGUACUUGGUUUAAAAGAAAAUAUUGAUAAACUACCAUGGUAUAUUAUGAAAAAUUGUAAAUUUUAGAAGAUGCUGAAAAUAGUAAUGGUCAGAGGAUACAUCCGUAUUAUCAGCGUCGUGCAGGAAUGUAUUUGAAAAAAAAAGACUAUUUAGAUGGCUCGUGUUGUCACUGACUCACGGCACUACCAAGCGUCUAGCCAAACCGAGCCUUUCUACAUUUACCACGAGAGUUGGAAUAUAAAGGAAAAGGAAGCCUUUAAAGGUAACAGAGCUUACACCUUUGUAGACCAUGCAGAGAAUGUGAAGCUUAUGCACAUGUAAAAAGAUAUAAAACAUGCAUGUGUUGGUCUCUGGUUUUAGUUGAUGAUGUACUGAUGGAUAGAUUUUCCUUCAGUUCUACCUUUGUGCGAUAUCUCUCUGCAGUAUGCAGGUUAUUUGUUGUAUCCAGUACUGCAGUUCUUUGUUGUAUUCAGUUUAGCUUCUGGUGCUGUGAUUUUGUUUUUCUCUUUUUGGUGGCAGUUGCAAGAGAAAUUCAUUGGCAUAUUUCACUUGAUGAAUAUGAAGUUCUCGGUUGUCUCCUGUUUGGAGCAAUUUCUUUUACCUAUAUUUCCUCUUUUAUGGAGUGAAUUGGAAGCACAAGCAUUGUUGGUAUUGGAAGGAUCUUCCUCCCAACUAAUGCCCAUCUCUGCUUUUGGUACAGUGAUUGUGAUCCUUUGGAUUACACUAGAUGCAAGUAUUCAAGAAGUUUAUGAAAUUGUUAUGCAAUUUUUGUGGUUUCUUGCUGUGAUUUGUAUCAAUUAUAUCCCCUGUUUUAUCAGUUUCUU
This is a messenger RNA of Brassica napus (rape), 3133 nucleotides long. RefSeq names its product F-box protein DOR. The transcript has a single exon. The record is from RefSeq and is a predicted model, not a curated record. The coding region runs from base 695 to 1921 and encodes 408 amino acids. Gene Ontology annotation, molecular function: protein binding. NCBI's taxonomy places the organism in Eukaryota, Viridiplantae, Streptophyta, Magnoliopsida, Brassicales, Brassicaceae.